Messenger RNA from Volvox carteri f. nagariensis, 660 nucleotides. RefSeq lists its product as uncharacterized. Lineage: Eukaryota; Viridiplantae; Chlorophyta; Chlorophyceae; Chlamydomonadales; Volvocaceae. Bases 1 to 660 code for a protein of 219 amino acids. The record is from RefSeq and is a predicted model, not a curated record. The transcript has 7 exons.
AUGGCACUGGGCGUUACGGCGCUCACUGUACGACUGCCGUACAGUGACAAUCCCUCAUGCGCGCCGCUGCUGGGCUCGUACUCGCUCAGCAAGAUUGACGACGGCACGGAGGAGGGCGAUGGCGGCGGCGAUGGACCGUGCGCGCGAGCGGGAACAGCUAAGGGCCCGGCGGCCGCCGCCUCCGCCUCCGCUACUAGGUGUACUGGCACCGGUGACGGCAGCGGCAGCGGCGGCGCCGCCGCCGUGGCCUUUUCCCCCCGUGGCUUGGUCGACUGCUCCAGCGCCACACUCCGCGGCAAUGAGGGCGCGCUGGCGGGCGCUGAGGUGUGCGAGCGGCCGACUACGAAAGGCUCUCGCAAAGUGCAAGGCGAAGACCGUUCAUACAACCGAGGCCAAUUUGACCACCUCGAGAAGCGGGCCAGCCAAUCCCAUAACCCGCGCGCAGUUGAUCCCAUACUACUACCCGUAUCCCAGUUCUUACCCAACAACAUCUUUAGCCUUCACAAUAUCCUCUCCCUCAAAUUUCACAACUUCCUCAAAUUCCUCAAAUUCCUCAAUCCUUCACCAUGUCCUCGGAUGCCGCACCUGCUCGACAGAUUCCCUGCGAGCGGCCGCCACAGUAGUUCGCAAAGUAAAAGUGUGCCGCAAUCAACGGCCUGA